Alternaria arbusti is the source of this 2442-nucleotide messenger RNA. RefSeq lists its product as uncharacterized. The coding region runs from base 1 to 2442 and encodes 813 amino acids. The record is from RefSeq and is a predicted model, not a curated record. The transcript has a single exon. Lineage: Eukaryota; Fungi; Ascomycota; Dothideomycetes; Pleosporales; Pleosporaceae.
AUGACCAACGAGAACCAACAGAAGAACAGCAAAGAUGGCAAUUCGAGGAAGGAAAAGGGAAGAGAGGACAACACAGCUCGUAAUAGGUCUGAGGAUGUAGCCCCCAAGAAUAAGUAUAUUCCAAAACUGAUACUUGUCACCACGGAGCCAGGGGCAACCAGAGGCUCUCGAGUAAACACUCUGCGCGACACAUGGGAUAAGAUAACCAAAGACCUGGAGCUCUGGCAGAAAGACCAGAAGAAGGAUGAAGACAUUGAGAAGGAUCACGCUGCUGACUACAACUUCGAGGCGAUCGAAGCGGACUAUACAGCGAAGAAUCAAGCUUAUCGAGAUGAGCUCGAAAAUAAUGGGCGGAGUGGAAGGGAUCCGGAUACGAAAGCAGCCAAGAGAGAGAUGCUAAUAGCAAGGGAUAACUACAGGCAGGCUAAAAAAUACAGAGAUGACAAGAGGUUUGACAAAGCAAAACGUCAGAGAGACCAUGAAGGGAUGACGCGCGCUCAACAGAUGGUCGAAGACUGGCUCUUCUACCAGGAUGCCUCCAGGCGGCGGAGAAGGCUGAUCUACUUGGACCCUGAUAAGAGGAAAGAAGCUGAAGCAAAACGGUUGCGUCGUAGGCUUCAAUAUAAGCUCGAGAACUCAGGCACCGAUAAUGGCCAUUAUGACUGGCUGCAUUCGUUGAUGGAACUAUAUGACUCAAGAGACAUUGGUGGCCGAAAUUACAAACAAGGCUUGGAAAACCAUCUCGGGAAUCAGAUCCCGAAAAGGACGAGGCAAAAGGCCACUCUGCCUCUUGUAGGGCCGGGCGAGCUUCACCUGUGGACACCAAGAUACAGGCGUCGACUUGUUGGCUUGCGUCGCCCAGAGGAAGACGACACUGACAGUGAUGAUUCGGACGAGAUCGAGCCGCAUCGCUUUCAGCUGGAUGAGGCGGCGGUCGAGGCCGAGCGGAUGAAAACGGAGAAGAAGAUCGAUCGCGAGACGAAGAAUCUUGUGUACAGUUCCCAUGAUGCAAGACGCCGAGACGAGAUCGAAACCUACAAGAACAGCAGACCUAAUACUUCGAAUGUCCGAGAAGCAACGGUUUCCGGUAGGAGUAUCGUCCAAGACAGGUGGGGUCAAAUUCAGACGAAACAGGGCCUGUUCAUCUCUGCACGUGAGAGCUCUUGGGAUUGGCUGACCUCGUAUGAUUGCCUCGGGCCGGUGAAAACUGGUUGGUAUCCUGAGACCAGCGCCGUUAGGGAUGAUCCGGAAGACUGGAUAGAAGCAGAUGAUCUUGACAGCGAAAGUGAUCGUGACAGCCAAGUUGACGCACCACAGGCUUCCGGAGAUGAGCCUACGAAUAACGAGACCGUACUCGAGAAGCCAGUAGGCGAAAGCCGAAAAGCUGGCAAAGCGACCAUCGGUUACCCAUACCCAGCCCGGGAGUUCUGGAGAGAUUCGAAACCAUUCAGAUUGGGCGAACGCAAGUUCGUCACCACCGAGUGGGCGGAGGAAACGACCGGUCGCCGCGAACGACACACAUACCGAAAGCUACAGCAUGCCUCACCUGUCAACUCGCCCCCUCAAUCUCCAGUGUUAGAGGAAAUUUCAGAUGCGACCAUACCCAUGGGCUUCCCCGAGACGGAUACGCGAGCUGUCGCUCUAGAGCCAAGAUCUCGCAGGAAAAUCUGUCUUCUGAAUCCCAAUAGAUGCCGGGCAUUCUGGCCCCACUCGUUAAACGAGUGCUGGAUACCAUACUCAGAGCAACCGACGCGACCUGAAGAACCUGUGAAGUGGCCCAUCCAGGGGAUAGAUGCACCCAAAGACGUGACCGAAGGGGGUCCGGAUGGAUACGUGCCGGCACUCGGUAUGCCUGUUUACCGCUCUAGGCUAUACGACCACUACGGACUGAUGUUCCAGAGCACACCCAAGGACGAGGUCCCAGCGCGGCCCAUAUGGCCUAGGAUUGGAAUACGAGUGCCGUAUGAACCCAUGACGUUCGAAGACCUUCGUCUGUGCAGAGAAGAUGGGGGCAAGGGUGAGAUGGAGCCGGAGGCAUCAAAAUCUGCAGAGCUCGUGGAAGUUCCGGAAUCAUCCAGCCAAGGAGAGAUAGGCAAGAUUCUGGCUCCUGAUGCGCAUUUAAGAGGUGUCCAUGAGGUCCGGUCGAUGGCGGUGCCAAUUAUCGAGGAAGCGCAACGGCCGUGGGCAGAUCCUGAAGAAGAGCCUGAUGAAAAUGACUCAGGCUCAGGCUCGGAUGCGGAAUCGGACGAUGACGGUGAUCUUUUCCAUGAAUCCUACGUGACAGGCUCCUUUCCAGGUGGCCUGCCAGCACCCGUACCACCGCCAACGGAAGCCUCAGGGACUGCCGCCCCGGAUGAAACAGCUCCAGCAAUUGUUGCCCCACCAGAAGCUGCUGUGCCUACAGAGGACGACCAAAUGGAUGAUGGUGCCGAAGAUCUGUAG